Molecule: messenger RNA, 2409 nt
Organism: Ruditapes philippinarum (Manila clam)
Lineage: Eukaryota; Metazoa; Mollusca; Bivalvia; Venerida; Veneridae
Product: sialin-like
Exons: 10
Coding region: 539-2101 (520 amino acids)
Biological process (GO): transmembrane transport; monoatomic anion transport
Molecular function (GO): transmembrane transporter activity
Source: RefSeq, a predicted model, not a curated record
UCUGUCAAUAUGCCAGGAUAUUUGGUAAAUUAGAUAAAGUGAUUUAAUAGCUUUAAAUUGACAAAAAUCAAAAUAAUUUCAUUAUAAAUGCUGCUGCAAAUAGCUUGUCUAAAGAAAAUGGCGGACUUUACAGACAUCUUAGCGUGAAACUGAUAACGGUCGCCGAUUGGCUUAUCUGUAAGAACCCUGCCAGCGUGAUUGACAGGCGGCGUAAUAUCAAUUGCUGAAGACUUUAAACUUACUUAAACUUUAAACUUUCCUAGCAGCUGUUCAUUAGUAUAAAUAGAAUAACAUCCUGUUUCUCGUUGAUAUAAAAUCUCUAGUAUGUAACCAUUGGACAGAAGUAGGUUGACGCUGAUCUUUUUGUGUCGGUUAUGAAAGGAUUAAUAAAUUUGAAAGUUACAUAUGACAUGACUAGUGUCUGAUUGAUUCUUUUCUUUAUCUAGUUCAGUCACUGCUGUUAGAAAACUGUUAGAAUAAUUAUUGCCAUCAUCUGAGAUACCAGUGUACGUAACUGACCAAAAUAUUAAAAAAUAUCAUGCAACUGGAAGGUGAAAACAAAUCAAAGUCAGGGUGCUUCUUGUGCUCGUGCCGUUUUUCUCUGAUCAUCAUUGCAUUUUUUGGAUGCAUGAAUAUGUACUCGUUGAGGGUAAACAUGAGUGUGGCAAUUGUUUGUAUGACUGAGGACCACAUACACAACAAGAGGAGCAGUAACACAAGCAAGAUUGAUUCAGCAAAUACCUUUCAAGAAAAUAUAACAGAGAACAUAGUUGAUCAGGUUACUUUUAAUUUAGGUACUGGAACUACCGGAGACGUCAUAGGAGUAGGCUGUCUAGUUCUUCCUGUCCCCACCAUUCCCACCCCUGAUGGUUCAAGCAAAUAUGGCGGGAAACAAUUACUUGGAUGGUGUAUGCUUCUUUGCGCUAUUGCUACUAUCAUCACACCUUUUGCGGCAACAUCAAAUGUCAUUUUGCUGAUAGCUGUGCGUGGGUUUGCAGGACUUUGUCAGGGCGUUGCAUUACCAUGUAUGCAUAAAUUGCUUUCCCUGUGGAUCCCACCUUUACAACGAAGUAGAGCGGUUUCUUUUGUUUACGCUGGAUUUCAAUUUGGUAUAAUGGUUACGUUUCCAUAUAGUGGGGUGUUAUGCGUUGAUGGCUUUGAUGGUGGAUGGCCGAGUAUAUUCUAUGUGUCAGGCUGCGUUGGAGUCAUCUGGUUUGUUGCAUGGAUGUUUUGUGUGUUUGAUUCACCCGUUCGUCAUCCAAGAAUUUCUGAACAAGAGAAAAUUUACAUCUUACAAAAACUUCAAUCAGAAGUGGAUAUAAGAAAAACGCCGACGACUACACCUUGGUCAAAGAUAUUGUCAUCAUGUUCUGUUUGGGCAAUUAUUGUUUCACAAGCAUGUUCGGAAUGGGGACUAUAUACUUUCAUGACCAACAUACCGAGUUAUAUGGAAGAUGUUUUACAGUUUCAAAUCAAAAACACUGGAUUCUUAUCAUCGCUACCAUACCUUGGAUUCUGGUUUGUUUCUAACAUAACAGCACUCAUCGCUGACUGUAUUCAAAGACGAAAGUGCAUGUCCAAAACACUUACACGAAAACUUUUGUCUGGCAUUGGGAAUAUUCUACCGGCAAUAAGUAUAGCCAUCAUGGCAAACAUUGCCGAAAAUCCUGAUCUUGCUGUGACACUUUUGACCAUUGGUGUAGCCAUAUCCGGGAUGCAGUUCGGAAGUGGUUAUCUGGUAAAUUCUGUAGAGGUAGCCCCCAUGUACGCAGGCAUUAUCAUGGCGUUUUCUAAUAGCGCUGGCUCUCUGUGUGGUUUUCUGGCACCUUUUGUAAUUGGAUUCAUAGUCGAAGACGGAACACAAGAACAAUGGAAAACCGUAUUUUAUAUAACGGCUGGAAUUUAUAUAUUUGGGUCAAUAUUUUUCGCUGUCUUUGCAUCCGGUGAGGUACAGCCAUGGGCAUUGGAAGAUGACUGUAAUAUGGAAAUAGAAGUCACCAAUGAUAGAAAAAAGAAAGAAAUAAACACAAUGGAAAACAAUAGUAAUCAUCAAAUUGCGGUCGUUAGUAUUGAAGCCAAAGCUGAAAUAAAUAAAGGGUGAUAUUUAUUUAUGACUGUUACUCUAUUAUUGGUUAAAUUGUCAAAGAAAGGGUUAACAAUCUAUUGCUCUACUUCUUUGUUAAUGUUUUGCUUUUGGUUUAAAAAAAAUGAUUUAUUUUCUAGUAACCGUAUUAUAUAUGAAAACACGUUUUUUAAAUCUAUUUCUAUAAACUUACACAAGUUUUACCGUUUGAGUUAAGUUACGUUGAAAAUUUGCCAUCUAAUGUAUAUUUAUCCAUGAUUUGAUUUUAAAAGAUGUGACAGAGAAGUUUUAAUGAUGAGUACAGAGAUCUAUCUUCUACUGUUCUA